Hemisphaericaspora subhashii is the source of this 1377-nucleotide messenger RNA. It is a transcript of the gene MDM10, whose product is annotated as Mdm10p. The transcript has a single exon. The coding region runs from base 1 to 1377 and encodes 458 amino acids. The record is from RefSeq and is a predicted model, not a curated record. Gene Ontology annotation, cellular component: SAM complex; ERMES complex. Gene Ontology annotation, biological process: protein insertion into mitochondrial outer membrane; phospholipid transport; establishment of mitochondrion localization. Lineage: Eukaryota; Fungi; Ascomycota; Pichiomycetes; Serinales; Debaryomycetaceae.
AUGGAAUAUCUUCAGAAAUGCUUCUACAAAUCAACAAAUUGGAAUGAAGACAAUAUCUUCUCAAAUAUAACGGCAACAUCUCAAGCAUUAUUAGAAUUCCCCAUUCCCAAUGGGUUUAAGAUAGAUACAUCAUCGAAAACAACAGAACAUCUGGCUUCUUCAUUCACAUUAUCAAAUUAUCACUCCAUCAAUGGUUCAUUGGCUUAUUUAUAUUCCUCAAUUCCUUUAACUAAUACUAUGGGAACCAAAGAAAUUUCGUUACAAGAUGCAAUUGCAGGAUUCAGAAUUAUUGAACCAUACGCAACAAACACCAGUAAUCAUAAAUCACAGAAUAAAUAUGAUCGUAGUUCCUUAUUGUAUGGAAGAAUGUAUUUCCCUGGGUCGGCUUUAGAAGCAAUGAUAAUUAAACGAAUAACCAAUAAUACUCAACUAUUGAUCAAAACAAUAAGCAAUCCACAUCUUGAUAAGAAUGCAACUAUGAUAUUAUAUCUUCAAAAUAAUACAUCUAAAUAUCUGAGAGAGUUUAUUUAUUCAACCAAUGAAUCGUUACUUGGGUUUAGAUGUUUAUAUAACUUUGGAACUUCAUCCCCUCAACAACAGCAACAGCACCAGUCUCAACAACAACAACACCAUCCAGUAUUGAUGCCCAAAUUUGACAAUUCUGUAAUAUCGGUAGGUACUGAAAUAUGGUAUGCUUCAAGAACAAUGAGUCCCGGAUUGUCUACAGCAUUCAGAUAUUCCACUAGAUCCACAUCCACAGGCAAACCACUCACAAUGACACUUGCCAUUAAUCCUAUAAUUGGGCAUAUUUCUUCCACAUAUACAGUUAAAACAUCGGUUGCAUCUACAUUUUGUUCCCGAUAUGAUUUUAAUUGGUAUUCAUAUGCAAGUAAUUUAUCAUUAGGAUUUGAAUUAUAUAAUUAUGGUAAAAAGUAUAAUUUCCCAACUUUUGAAAAUCAUGAUAUAACAAUGUCAUCAAGAGAGAAUAAACUAAUACGAAAAUAUAACCAAAGCCACAAUAAACAGAUGCCUAUAAGUCCUUAUAGAAAUCAUAGUAUUAUAAAUCCAAUUGAGAGUCUGGAUAAUUCAUAUCGAAUAAAUCCAAAGUUGUUAAACACCAACAACAACAACAAUAAAACCAAAGCAAAUCAUACAAACGAGACAGUAACCACUGCGUUCCAACUCUUAGUCAAUGAGAGUGAUUUCUCGAGUGUUUUGAAACUAUCAACUAGUUUGAAUGAUAAAAUGAUUAAAUUACUUUGGGAAGGUAGAUGUAAGGAUUUUUUGGUUAGUACUGGGGUAAAAGUGGGAUUGAAUCCUGUGACUCAUAUUCCUGAGUUUAAUAAAUUAGGAAUAGCAUUUUCAUAUUCAUUUUAG